This is a messenger RNA of Styela clava, 1460 nucleotides long. RefSeq lists its product as uncharacterized. Gene Ontology annotation, cellular component: nucleus. Lineage: Eukaryota; Metazoa; Chordata; Ascidiacea; Stolidobranchia; Styelidae. Gene Ontology annotation, biological process: regulation of gene expression. The record is from RefSeq and is a predicted model, not a curated record. Gene Ontology annotation, molecular function: protein binding.
CUUGGAAAACUAAACGACGACAUACAAAAGAGAGAAACCACUUCUCUAAAUCUUUCCAGAUCUGCGGUGAAAUUUGUAAACGUGGGCAGUGGGUAUACGUAACCAGUCUCGCUUCGGUUAUUUGUUCCGCUUGCAGCACUCGACACAACGGAUAUGGGAUUCCCCUAUUUCACGACGUUAUAGGCUUUCCUUCAAUCACGCAUGUUGGGGUCGUCGGUGGUGGAAUUUGGUAAUUUUUGCAUAUUUGGCAAUGGCCACGAUUGUUCUCCAACAGUUAGCAUGCAAAGACCAGGUGUGUCAGGACCAGGCGAAUGCUGCACUUAUAUUAUCGGGGGAAAAUUCAGUUGUUGAUGAUGAUGUUGACUUCAUGGUUGGACGACAUCCUGAUUGUGAACUUCAACUAGACACGCCGAUCUUGCCGGGAUUUUUAUCCAGGUCACAUGCAAAAGUGACAGUUUCAAAAGGACAAAAAGUGUAUGUUACUGAUUUGAAGAGUUUAAAUGGAACACUGGUAAAUAACAUCAUGCUUGAACCAAUGGUUAAAACAGAAUUGAAGAUUGGUGACAUUGUAACUUUUGGCUGUUUUUCACCCGAUGUUGUUCUGACACCUGGAUCCACUGUUAUACAAAAUAGAGCUCCAUUCAAAUUCCAGCUAACGUCUAAAGAUGAUUUGCUUUUGGCUAAAGGUAUUGACAAUGAACCCUAUACAAGCACACCGUGCAUUCCGCUGCAUAGGACAUUGGUGCAUAAGUCAAUGAUUUCUUUGAAUUCAACCAUUCCUCAUUCUUCUGAACAUGAUCACUGUGAAACAAAGAGCAAAGUUGAUACUGGGCUGAUCUCCGAUUCCACAUUUCAUUCAAGCUGCGACACAACAACAACAAUGCAACAUGAGGAUACUUCGAAAUCAUAUGCAAAACACAGAAACGGAGAUUUUGGGAAUAAAUGCUGCUUAAAUAACACACAUAAGGAUCAGCUAUUACCUCUGACUGUAUCCAAUUUAUUGGCCUUCUCAGGAUGCCAUUUUGACAACAUAAAUUUUUCAUCAGAUGAGAAAGAAAAUGUGGAAGGGGAAACUAGGGGCAAUGGCAUUACUGGAAAUAUAAAGUCGAAUCAACCAAAAGUGAAGAUGAAACGGCCAACUAAAAGAAAACGUAGAAGUUGUUUUACAAAGAGGAAAAGCUCAAAAAAUGAGUUUGAAGAUCGCUGUGCUUCUUUUGAAUGCAAGAUAAAGAACACUCACAGUAAAUCUUCAAAACUGGUAUCUUGGGUUCAAUGUGAUUUCUGUGACAAAUGGUAUCAUACAGAAUGUGUUGGAUGUGAUUAUAACACUGUCAAAUCGAAAGCGCGAAAGUUUCAGUGCGGGGUUUGUUAGAUAGGCCUACAUUUUCCUUUUUUUAUUAUACAUUAUUGGUCCUGUUUUUGUUCAAUAAACACUGUUUCUUUCGCACUUACACAGGAAA